UAUUUACUACAUUUUUACACCCUCCAGAGCUGCCUGGGCUUAUUCCCAAGCAAGAAUGCGUAGGCUUGUGGGCUAAAAUGACCAAAAUAAUCAGAGUAGGUAAUAUUUUUAGCAUGUCCGUAGCUUAUCAACAUCUGGUUUCCCUGGAUUAAGUCCUAUAUUCAUUUCCUUAAGUGAAAUAAUACAAUUAAUAGUUAACAUAUUUUAUGUAUAAUAGUUUAUAGUUAUAUAAAUAUAAUAUACUAUAAGCCUUUUUUAUUAGCAUUGACGUUAAUUUUGAACUAAAAAAUACUGAAUUUCUUUCACAGUUAUAAAUGGACAGUUAUGAUGGACAGUUCACCAUCAUAAACAUUUUAAAUCUACCUGAGGUCCCAUGGAAAUGAAGUUACCUACCAGUUAAAGGCAGGCUUUGUUCAGCCUAGUACCAGCUCAUGGUUUUUAGAGGUGUUUGCAUUCAGUUUCUCUGACUUCCACAUGCAAAAAUCCUCAGGCUGGGUUGGAUUGUUGUUGUUCUCUGUUUAUCUGGUGGACUUUGUCCAAGCAAGGCAGAGUUAAACCGGAAAGACAACAGAGCAGAGCUGAUGAAAAGGAAUACUUCAAAAAACUAAACCCGAUGGCUUUGAUGUAGCAGUUGCAAAUGACAGCAAAAAGUCUACAGCUGGAUUUCUUGUCUUGUGCAAGAGAGGCUGGGCAAGGGCAGACAACCGGGACACACAAUCAAAAUAAGCCUCUGAGCAGAGUUGCGAUGCCACAACUAUCCUUGCCAGCUAAAGCUGCAAGCCCAUAUCCACUGAGCUGGGAAGGAACCCAUUCCACUCACUUCUACGCAGGGGUCCUCCAGUUUGCUCGAGCCCUCACUCUAACUGGUAUCCUGACUUCGUUUGCUUCCCAGUUCAGAUGAGCACCGUGUCUGUGGAUCUCAGUACCGACCCAUCCCUACAGAUUGACAUCCCUGAUGCCCUCAGUGAAAAAGACAGAGUGAAGUUCACGGUCCAUACGAAGACCACACUGCCCGGCUUUCACGGCACAGAAUUCUCUGUCACGAGGCAGCAUGAAGAUUUCGAGUGGCUGCAUGACACAUUUGUCGAGGCAGAAGAGUAUGCAGGAUUAAUUAUCCCUCCAGCACCGGCAAAGCCCGACUUCGAUGGCCCUCGAGAGAAGAUGCAUAAGCUUGGGGAAGGGGAAAUGACUAUGCUAAAAGAGGAAUUUGCCAAAAUGAAGCAAGAGCUGGAAGCGGAAUACCUCGCUGUCUUCAAGAAGACCGUGACAUCCCAUGAAGUCUUCCUUCAGCAGAUCGCUGCUCACCCUCUUCUCAGACAAGAUCACAACUUCCAUGUCUUCCUUGAGUAUGACCAGGAUCUCAGUGUUCGGAGGAAAAACACAAAGGAAAUGUUUGGGACCUUCUUCAGAACUGUGGUAAAGAGUGCUGAUGAAGUUCUUCUGUCUGGGGUUAAGGAGGUGGAUGAUUUCUUCGAACAAGAGAAGACGUUUCUCGUAAACUACUACAACAGAGUCAAGGACACGUGUGCAAAGGCAGACAAGAUGACACGAUCCCAUAAAAAUGUUGCAGACGAUUAUAUUCAUACGUCCGCUUCCUUGAAUAGCCUGGCUUUGGACGAGCCGACUGUCAUUAAAAAGUACUUGCUGAAAAUUUCAGAACUCUUCGAGAAACUCCGGAAAGUAGAGAAUCGUGUGUCUUCUGAUGAAGAUUUGAAAUUGUCUGAGUUACUAAGAAACUGUAUGCUCAAUAUAGAAGCAGCAAAGGAUCUCUUGCACAGACGUACCCGGGCCCUCAUGGACUAUGAACAUUCAAAUAAAGCUCUAGAUAAAGCUAGGCUGAAAAGCAAAGAUGUCAAAAUAGCAGAAGCGCAUCAGCUGGCAUGCUGUCAAAGGUUCGAGAGACUUUCUGAAUCUGCAAGGCAAGAACUGAACAGCUUCAAGCAGAAGCGCGUAGCGGCUUUCCGUAAAAAUCUGAUUGAAAUGACUGAACUUGAGAUUAAGCACGCAAAGAAUCACGUUUUGCUUGUGCAAAGCUGCAUUGACCUGUUCAAGAACAACUGAAGGCCUCAGGAUACGACCGCGAGAGGAGCAGGGGAGACCCUUGGCAGUGCAGCGACGCCUUUCUAGCUCGGAUUCCUUGGAUUGCCGUGUUUGGCUGAACACUUCCUGGGCUGCCACUAGUGAUAUAACUACUAAUGAUAAAUAUUGCACUAUAUAUAGAUUUUCUCAAACGGCAAUUAACAUUGUGUGAUUUUUUUCCAAGAGGACAUAUGGCGUGUGCAUUGAUAACUGGUGAAUUGCGAUUGUGGUGGAAACUCGCUUCUGCGAAAGCUGUUUAGGAUUGCCAAGGAGUUUGUGUAAUGGAAAAUUUAGCACAGGGCUAAAACUAUCUCAGAACUAUUUUGCAAGUGACUACAGAAAAAGUUUUUGCAGUUUUAUAAGCAGCUAUUCUAACAUUCCAUUUCAUAGACUUCUGUUGCAAUUAUUUUGGAUUCAGUAUUUAUACACUCUUGGACAAUGCAAAAUAAAAGAUGUCUAACCAUUA
Molecule: messenger RNA, 2545 nt
Organism: Varanus komodoensis (Komodo dragon)
Lineage: Eukaryota; Metazoa; Chordata; Lepidosauria; Squamata; Varanidae
Gene: SNX5
Product: sorting nexin 5
Exons: 14
Coding region: 898-2061 (387 amino acids)
Biological process (GO): pinocytosis
Cellular component (GO): endosome
Molecular function (GO): phosphatidylinositol binding; dynactin binding
Source: RefSeq, a predicted model, not a curated record